Caenorhabditis elegans is the source of this 403-nucleotide messenger RNA. RefSeq lists its product as uncharacterized. The record is from RefSeq and is marked reviewed. Bases 1 to 348 code for a protein of 115 amino acids. The transcript has 2 exons. NCBI's taxonomy places the organism in Eukaryota, Metazoa, Nematoda, Chromadorea, Rhabditida, Rhabditidae.
AUGAAUAUUCAAGCUAUCAUUUGCAGUUUUGUGCUGGGAAUUGGUCUUGUUCUUAUUUGUACCUCCACCAACACAGCCGACGAAGACUCGGAUUUCACCAAAACUACAUUCUUGGUACUUUUCAUAGUUGGAUGCGUUAUGACAUUAAUUGGAGGUCUUGGCUAUUUUUAUACAAUUUACGAAGUUUUACAAAGAGCUCAUAAGAAGUUCCGUGAGCGGCAAUUAAGGAAAUUGGAGCAACAAGUUGUUAGGAGGAGAACAGAGACAAUGGCUAGAACUCGAACGAUUGCGUUAACGAUGGAACGGGAAAAGGCAAUGUCAAUGAAUGGUGGAGGGCCUCCGGUGUGAUGAGCAGAAUAAUUGAAUAAAAAUUAAUGAUUUCAUGUAAUGAAUUUGAGUUUCA